Molecule: messenger RNA, 4026 nt
Organism: Helianthus annuus (common sunflower)
Lineage: Eukaryota; Viridiplantae; Streptophyta; Magnoliopsida; Asterales; Asteraceae
Exons: 5
Coding region: 1-4026 (1341 amino acids)
Biological process (GO): proteolysis
Molecular function (GO): nucleic acid binding; zinc ion binding; aspartic-type endopeptidase activity
Source: RefSeq, a predicted model, not a curated record
AUGGCUCCGAAACGAAGAAAUACUCGUAAACAACCGAAUUACCAACUUCCCACCACGGAGGCAGAGUUGGAAGCUUUGUUGGAACAGCGCAUUGCUACCGCCAUUGCACAGUAUGAAGCAAACCGUGUCGAUUCCAGCGGCGGUACUGGAGGCUCCGGAGGUUCUGGACCUGGAGGAUCAGGAACGGGUGGGAACAUUGUGAUUGGAGGUACUACCAUUCCAGGGUGCACUUAUAAGGCAUUCCUCGACUGCAAGCCUCUAAACUUCAAUGGUACCGAGGGAGCCGUUGGGUUUGUACGUUGGGUGGAGAAGACGGAAUCGGUGAUCCGUAUCAGCAAAUGUACCCCGGAACAAACGGUGAUGUAUGUUACUUGCCUCUUUCUGGAUGAGGCGUUGACUUGGUGGAACCUUCAGGUUCAAACAUUAGGUGAUGAGGCCGCUUAUGGGAUGACAUGGGAAGGACUUCGGGAAUUGAUGCGAGAAGAGUACUGCUCGAGAGCUGAAAUCCAAAGACUAGAGACAGAAUUUUGGAAUCUAACUAUGAUCGGCGCUGAUGUUGCGGGGUAUACGCAACGGUUCCAUGAUUUGUCCAGGGUAGUUCCCUACCUUGUGACACCGGAGUUCAAGAGAAUCGAACGAUAUAUAUGGGGUUUGGCACCUGAAAUCCGUAGCAUGGUUACCUCGUCUCACCCUGCUACAAUUCGAAGUGCAGUGAGCCUAGCUGUUAGUUUAACUGAAGAUGCGGUGCGCAUGGAGACCCUAACUAGGAAGGGAAGUGACAAGAAGGAUUCAGUCGAUGAAUCAAAGAGUUCGGGUAAGCGGAAAUGGUCUAACUUCAAGAAGGGUAACAACGCUACAAACCAAACUGCAAAAACUCAAGAUGUGAAAGCUUUCUCUGCUACUGCGAAUGCAACAAGCUCUGGUCCAAGAAAGUAUACGGGUCCUCUACCCAAGUGCAACAAAUGUAACUACCAUCAUGUGGGCACUUGUGAAAGUGCCAAAUGUAAAAGGUGUGGAAAGGUGGGACACAAAAUAGAAACUUGUAGGGUGGUGUUACCAAAGAAGGACAAAGGAUGCUACGAGUGCGGUGCCGAGGAUCAUUUCAAGCGGCAAUGUCCUAAGUUGAACCCAGCUAAGGGUCGAGCCUUCGUGAUUGGAGCUAAGGAUGCUCGUCAGGACCCGAACGUAGUUACGGGUACGUUUCUUCUCAAUAAUCAUUAUGCUUCAAUUCUUUUUGAUACUGGUGCCGACCUUAGCUUCGUAUCUACCGACUUUAAACGUAUGUUGAAUUUAGAGUCAAGCAAGCUAGAUAUACCCUACUCUAUUGAAUUGGCCAAUGGAAAGUUGGUUAAGUCAUGUGAGGUUGUUAAGGGUUGCACGUUGGUCUUGUGCAAUCAAGAAUUUAGUAUAGAUCUUCUACCGGUCCAACUGGGUAGCUUCGAUGUCGUAGUCGGCAUGGAUUGGUUGUCGAAAAACCAUGCCGAAGUGAUUUGUCAUGAAAAGAUAAUUCGUAUUCCUCUAUCCGAUGGUGAGACGCUUUCUGUCCAUGGAGAAAGACGUGGAACCCCAUUGCGAAUUAUUACUUGCAUGAAGGCCCAAAAAUGUCUACGGAAGGGUUGCUUCGCAUUCUUGGCGCACGUAGUUGAUAAGAAGACAGAGGAGCCUAAACUUGAGGAUAUUCCUGUUGUGAGGGAAUUCCCUGAAGUCUUUCCUGAAGACUUGCCAGGAUUGCCCCCACAAAGGCAAGUCGAGUUUCGCAUCGACUUGGUCCCAGGAGCUGCCCCUGUAGCUAAAUCGCCUUACCGUUUAGCUCCGUCAGAGUUGCAGGAAUUAUCUAACCAACUUCAAGAAUUGCUAGACAAAGGUUUCAUCCGACCGAGUUUCUCGCCUUGGGGAGCUCCGGUCUUGUUCGUGAAAAAGAAAGACGGAACCUUCCGUAUGUGUAUAGAUUACCGGGAGUUGAACAAGCUCACUAUCAAGAAUAGGUACCCUUUACCAAGGAUCGAUGACUUGUUUGAUCAACUUCAAGGUUCUAGUUUCUAUUCGAAGAUUGAUUUGCGUUCAGGCUAUCAUCAGUUGCGAGUUCAAGAGGAGAGUAUUCCCAAGACGGCGUUUAGAACCCGUUACGGUCAUUAUGAGUUUCUUGUCAUGCCUUUCGGCUUGACUAACGCACCGGCCGUAUUUAUGGAUUUAAUGAAUCGCGUGUGCAAACCUUACUUGGACAAAUUUGUGAUUGUUUUUAUUGAUGAUAUAUUAAUAUAUUCGCGGUCAAAGGAAGAGCAUGAGCAACAUUUAAGGCUUAUUCUCGAAUUGCUGAAGAACGAGAAACUAUACGCAAAGUUUUCGAAAUGCGAAUUUUGGAUUCGCGAGGUACAGUUUCUCGGUCAUGUAGUAAACGAGAAAGGGAUUCAUGUCGAUCCGUCCAAGAUAGAGGCUAUAAAGAACUGGGAAGCACCAAAGUCUCCAACUGAAAUACGCCAGUUUCUAGGAUUGGCGGGGUACUAUCGACGAUUCAUUGAGAAUUUUUCAAAGAUAGCACAGCCUUUAACCGCCUUGACCCAAAAGGAUAAAAAGUUUGACUGGGGAGAUAAACAAGAAUCAGCGUUCCAGUUACUUAAAGAGAAACUUUGCGGUGCUCCAAUUUUGUCUCUACCCGAUGGUACAGAUCAUUUUGUGGUUUAUUGUGAUGCCUCGCAUCAAGGUCUAGGUUGUGUGUUGAUGCAACGAGACAAAGUCAUCGCUUAUGCAUCGCGUCAGUUAAAGGCCAACGUUGUUGCGGACGCCUUGAGUCGGAAAGAAAGGGUUAAGACUUUACGUGUUCGUGCGUUAGGAUUAACAAUCCAAACGAGCCUCACCACUCAAAUUCGUGACGCACAACGUGAAGCUCUUAAACCGGAGUUUAUUAAGGAAGAAUCUUUGCGCGGCAUGGAACAACAAUUGGAACCUAAGGAAGAUGAAAUGUUGUACUUCAUGGGUCGUGUUUGGGUUCCAUUGUUUGGCGGGUUACGUAAUAUAGUUUUAGAUGAAGCUCAUAAGUCGAAGUAUUCGAUUCAUCCAGGUGCUGAUAAGAUGUAUCAUGAUUUGAAGGAAUUUUAUUGGUGGCCCAAUCUUAAAGGCGAUAUUGCGACCUACGUGGGAAAGUGUUUGACUUGUUCUAAAGUUAAGGCCGAAUAUCAGAAGCCAUCUGGCUUGUUACAACAACCUGAAAUCCCGAUAUGGAAAUGGGAACAAAUUUCUAUGGAUUUCAUUUCAAAGUUACCUAGAACAUCUAAGGGUAAUGACAUGAUUUGGGAAGUAGUGGCACGUCAUGGGGUACCUGUUUCUAUAAUCUCUGACAGAGAUGGCCGUUUUAUUUCAAGUUAUCACACGAGCAUCAAAGCUGCUCCAUUUGAGGCUUUGUAUGGAAGGAAGUGUCGGUCCCUGUUGUGUUGGGCGGAGGUCGGUGAGAAACAGUUGAUUGGUCCAGAAUUGGUUCAAGAAACCACGGACAAGAUUUUUCAGAUCAGAGACCGUAUCAAGGCGGCUCGUGAUCGUCAGAAAAGUUACGCGGACGUUGGGCGUAAACCCUUAACCUUCGAGGUCGGAGAUAAAGUCUUGCUAAAAGUCUCACCUUGGAAGGGUGUUGCAAGGUUCGGUAAGCGUGGUAAGCUUAAUCCGAGGUAUAUCAGGCCGUUUGAGGUUUUAGACAAGGUUGGUACCGUCGCGUACAGACUAAAGUUGCCCGAUGAGCUUAGUGGCGUUCAUGACACAUUCCAUGUGUCAAACUUGAAGAAGUGUCUAGCCGACGAGACACUUAUCAUUCCUGCAGAUGAAAUCUGCAUCGACGACAAACUCCACUUUAUUGAAGAACCGGUCGAGGUUACGGAUUGGAAAGUCCAAAAGUUGAGGAGGAGUCGUAUUAAAUUGGUUAAAGUUCGUUGGAACUCCAAGCGGGGACAUGAAUUUACUUGGGAACGCGAGGAUCAAAUGAAGAUGAAGUACCCCCAUCUGUUUGAGAAGACUCCUGUUCAGGAUGACUCGGCUUGA